AUUUUGAAUUUUAAAGCAACCGGGGAGAUGUUAGGAACUUAGAAUCAAGCGCGUGACGUCACGCACUGCUAUUUUUAAUUGCAUCUGCAUUCAUCCGGAGCGCGUGUCUCGUGUCGCCUCUGAUGAUAGGAAGGAAUUAUAAUGUAUAGAUAUGUAUUAUGGCUGAUGGUGCACAGAGAAGCAGCGCCAGUGAGAGGCAACACGUGGUGUAAAUAUAGGAAUGAACUGUGAACAGCGCAAUUGCUUAGGUUUGCUAAAAAAAAAAAAAAGAAAAAAAAAAAGGCUACAGUGCGCUGCGGCAGUUGUCAGGGGAUAUCGGAGAGCUCCACUCUGAUUGGCUGGAGGGGCCGUGUUGCCAUGGCGACGGUCGGGGGGGUACGGUAGCGUUGCUGUGCGGCGUGAUCUGUGUGCGCGCGGAUGGAGGAAGCAGCUGCUGAUCUUUUGACACAGUAGCUACAGCAGAGAAAAAGGCAACUGCAUGAAACACAUCGGAGCGGUGGAGUCCGAAACGACCUUAGUAUGCACGAAUACCCUCCAAGUUUGAUGGGUCCGAUAAUCGGGAUGUCUCCAGAUAAGAAAGCCGACUCUCCAGGAUCUCAGGGUAUGUGCGGUGCAGGAACUCUCCCCGAAGCAGAAAGCGCCUCCAGCCCUCUAGCCACUAGUCUGGACAGGAUCGGUCCCUCAGGGGCCGUGAGCAGGUCUGGGCUUGAACCCGAGGAUGACGAGCUGACCAAUCUGAACUGGCUCCACGAGAACCUGCUGCAGAACUUCACCCUGGGAGAUGCGCAGUCUUGCAGUGGGCCUUUGUUUGACAUUGAGGGCAGUGUGGGCUCUCCACGUGGACACAGUCUGUCCUCGUCCUCCUCUUCUUCUGUCUCGUCUGGGAGUCCAGGCAGUGAACGGGAUCCUCUCAAAUCCAAGCCUCCUUUUUCCUUCUCGCUUCUGAUCUACAUGGCUAUUGAACAGUCUCCUAGUAAAUCUCUUCCUGUAAAGGAUAUCUACGGGUGGAUCCUGGAACACUUCCCGUACUUCUCCAGCGCUCCCACAGGAUGGAAGAACUCAGUGCGGCACAACCUGUCUCUGAAUAAGUGCUUCCGCAAGGUGGAGCGAGGCCUGGGGAAGGCCAAUGGGAAAGGCUCUCUGUGGUGUGUUCACCCUGAGUUCCGGCCCACGCUGAUGCAAGCCCUGAAGAAACAGCACUUCCCAAGCGCACAGGCUUUCUGCACGCCACCUGCCUCUCCUCCCAGUGCCUCGUCUCCUCCUUGUCACCUGUUCUCCUUGGAGCAAGGCUACUCUCUAAAGGAAUGUGAUUUUGAUGCUGCCACUGCCAUGAUGCUGUUAAAGUCUGCCUCAGAGCAGAACAUUGACCCAUAUGAGCAAGAGGGGCCGAUUGAUCUGUCACGGAGGGAUCUGGUGGUGGUAAGCCGGGAUCCAAAACAGGACCACAACUACAGCAGCGUCCCCGUAUCUCCAUCUCCUCGGCCAACGACGGGUUCCGGUGCUGCCACACAAGGGCAACAAGAGAGAGCAGGCUUGGCAAAUGGUAGCCACCCUCCAUCAAAGAGGGCCAGACACGAUCCCAAACCUGAUGUAGAUGAUGAGUUGAAAGAGGCAGCCGGCUCGCUUCUGCACCUAGCAGGAAUUCGCACCAGCCUCGGUGCCUCGAGACGCAAGAGCAGGAAGCUGGACAGGAAAUGAAGCCCGGCUCUUUAGUCUUCUCACCCUUUAUUUCCCUUUACACCCCUCACUAUGUGACUCGUUCCUGUGGCCUGUCCUGGCCUCUCUCCUCUGGUUGAAGUUAAUUUGUUUGAAAUUAAUCCUUUUUUUUUUUUUGUUUGUUUCUCAAAAUAUUCCAAUCAUCUCAUCCAACAGGCAAUACUAACACAAACACAGGAGAGAAAAGCCAUACUGACGCUUUUGUUUGUUGUACAGAAAAGAUUAGGAGAGAAAAAAAAAAAAAAUCAAUUCAUCCACCAAGCUACAUUCACAACUAAAAGAGUUUGAGGGGAGAAAAAAAGAAAGAGAACUUUUUUUGGGGGAGGGGGGGGAAACUCAGAGGAGAUUUGCAUGCUUCCACCUCUUAAAAAAACAACUCAAAUGUAUAUAUCUUGAGAAUGAAUGCAUGACUUUCACAAGUGGCUUGGGCUUCAGCAUAAUGACGAAAAGCUAGAUAAGAAAAAAAAAAAAGAUAUAAAAGUGCCAUUGAUUUUGGAUCAUAAGACUUCAGUUAAGAAAUAUGAUACAAAGAUAAAUGCAAUAAUUAGUUGACCUAAAUACUUGUAGUUAUUUUAUUUUUGUACUGCUGUUUUUUGUAUUUCGUCUGGUAAAGAUGACGUGUCCCCCGAAGCCCCGUGCACUCGUAGCUAUGAUGUCAAAACCAUGUGACUUUCCUCUUCAUCCUGAUUGGAUCAGUGCCCUAACCCUAACCUCCCUGAGCAGUAUCACUGUAGUCGAGAGAACAGCAUGAAAGCAGAGCUGUGGCUCUUUGCGUUCACUUCAGUAUUUAUCCGACGAUUAUCUCUGUAGUAAGUGUAGUCCUGUGCCAUUUACUUAUCCAGAAUGAAUUCCCACAUACGUUUAAGCGUGUGUCACGUAAGCAUUUAAACAACUAUAGGACAUAAUGCAAUGAGGCCAGAUUUAAGCAGCUCUUUUCUCUCUUCAGCGGCCCAUUUCUCUAAGCAUCAUUCUUAUCCACGUCACAAAGUUCUAGCUGUCUGAUUGAUUCGAUAAGAGCACUGCGAGAAGUCAGAGGGCAGGGUUUUUCGAAAUAAAUCUUCUCAGUGGACUUUAGUUGGAGCUGUAUGCAUGGGGCUUGUGCUCCGGGCUUGGAUGUAGCACUCCGCUGCACAGAUGACCUCGAGAGAGUUGCUUUGGCUCGAGAGGAAACUGGAGACAAUGUGGGCUCUGGAAGAAAAGCGGCUGUGGGAAGAAAGGAAAAAAACACUUGCCUUUCUGCAGCUCUGUAAAUGAGGAAGUCAUGGGAACGGACCUACAGGAAGUCGAACUGAUGAGACAGGAAGCUGAUAUCCUCAGAACCUGCUACUACCAGGACUGGGUUUGGCACGAGUACUGGACUUUUCAGGCUCUCUGUCUAAACUCACACUUCAUGUUUUUCAUGAAACCGUCAGGGGUGUCACCGCUAUCUUUGCAACCCUCACCUGUUUUUGUUUUUGAUUAUUGUUCCAGGUUGAUUUGUUCCAAGUUUUAACUGCCUAAGUAAGUGAAAUACCACUCAUCUCUUUCUUGUGAUGGCUAAAUUCAGCUCUAAUCAGGAACGAUUGCACCUGACAGGCGGGUAACUCCUACAGCAAACGACUGAGCCUGUUGAAUCAUGGUGCUACUAAGAUCAGGACAUAUCCUGGAUCCUGUGUGUGAGCUCACUAGUCCUGUGGUACCUGUGAAGCUUUUCAGCAAAUUUCCUGAUGAUCUUUUAACUCUUCCCUAUUUAAUUGCAUCACUUUAACCGUUGCCAUUUGUGAAGUUGCUGCCCAAACACUUUUGCCAAGGCUGCCAAUAUCCCCCUCUAUUUGUACAUAGUGAUAACACAGGAUGCAAGUAUUACUAGAGGAGGUUUAGAGGAGGAGAGAGCGACAGAGCUGUAGUGUUAGAUUUAAAGCUUGUAAAAGCAGCCACUUGCUUCUCCCAAAACAGGAAUAUUGACUUCUGAAAAUCUGACCUCUCUCUGUGAUACAGCAUAGUGAUAAUUGUUUUAUUAUUAUUAUUAUUAUUAUUAUUAUUAUUAUUAUUAUUAUUAUUAUUAUUAUUAUUAUUAUGCUCCACUAAUUCAGAGCUGCCAAUCAGUUUGCUUGCAUUUGUCUGCCAUGUCUGUCUGACAGACUUCCAUCUUUUGGUUUUGUAAGCUAACCUAUGUUAAUAAAAUGUUUAUAAAGUUUAUUUUUGCCAAAGAUAUGCAAUUGUUGCAUUAUAUAUGGUAUUAAAAUAAAAAAAAGGGUUUCUUUUA
This is a messenger RNA of Hemibagrus wyckioides, 3961 nucleotides long. RefSeq names its product forkhead box N2b (gene foxn2b). The record is from RefSeq and is a predicted model, not a curated record. The transcript has 6 exons. Gene Ontology annotation, cellular component: nucleus. Bases 520 to 1698 code for a protein of 392 amino acids. Gene Ontology annotation, molecular function: cis-regulatory region sequence-specific DNA binding; DNA-binding transcription factor activity. Gene Ontology annotation, biological process: regulation of DNA-templated transcription. Lineage: Eukaryota; Metazoa; Chordata; Actinopteri; Siluriformes; Bagridae.